Brassica napus (rape) is the source of this 1037-nucleotide messenger RNA. RefSeq lists its product as uncharacterized. The coding region runs from base 174 to 854 and encodes 226 amino acids. The record is from RefSeq and is a predicted model, not a curated record. The transcript is spliced from 3 exons. Lineage: Eukaryota; Viridiplantae; Streptophyta; Magnoliopsida; Brassicales; Brassicaceae.
GGUUAUUACGGUUAACUGAUUUCGGUUAUCUGAGCUUCGUCAUCCUCAGACAGAUCUUUAAUUCCCAGCAUGAAACCCGACAAGAUUCACAUGUAGUUACCCCUUCUGAUUCAUAUAUCGGAGACUCAGAUCGAGCUGCUGUUCCUCAAUUUGACGGAAGAAGAAGAAGAAGAAUGGAUACAUUCAGCGCGGAGGAUCUGUCGACUAUCGGCGGAAUAGCCACAGUGUCGCUCCUUCAUUCGUUCAUUCCGACGCAUUGGUUACCUUUCUCCAUCGUCGGACGCGCUCAGAAAUGGACGCUUUCCAGAACCCUCUUCGUCACUGCAUUUGGAGCAGUCUUGCAUGUCAUAUCCACUGCCCUUCUUGGUAUUACAGCCAUCACAAUGGCUAAUACCAUUGCCGGUGAAGAGACUGUUCACAAGCUGGCUUCCCUUUUGCUUGUGUUUCUUGGUGGAAGCUAUAUCUUGCUGUUUUUGGCUGGUAAAGGAGGCCACACUCAUUCUCAUAACCAACCCAUGGAGAAAAUGGCUGUUGCUGGCCUUGUCCUUGUUCCCGCAUUAUCUCCUUGUGCAACGACCCUCCCUGUUUUCCUCGCUGUUGGAAACUCAAAGCCAAUGAUGAUUCUCGCCAUCAUAGUUCUGCUCAUCAGCACCAUUUUGGUGAUGACAUCGCUGGUAGCUCUAUCGUUCUAUGGUGCAAGCCAGCUGAAGUUUCACUGGGUGGAGCGAUACGACAAACUACUGGUUGGUUCGGUCCUGUGUCUGGUGGGUAUCUUAACCCUUCUCUUCCAUGAUCAUGACCACCAUGGUGGUCAUGAAGCACAUCAACUGCACAGGAAAAUCAUUACUCUCUAGAGACCACUUCUGUUUCACCUGUUUCGUCUGUUUGUUGUAGAGCGGCUUAAUGUCUUCUCACCAUGUAUGUCUAUAUAACUAGUUGUAUCGCACUCUGUUAAACGUGAAGAAUUCAUAUGGCAGUACUGUUGAAUUCCUAUAACAUAAUAACAUUAGUUGUGAAUGUGAUUUUCGUAAGCAGUA